Molecule: messenger RNA, 4030 nt
Organism: Coregonus clupeaformis (lake whitefish)
Lineage: Eukaryota; Metazoa; Chordata; Actinopteri; Salmoniformes; Salmonidae
Product: alpha-aminoadipic semialdehyde synthase, mitochondrial-like
Cellular component (GO): cytoplasm
Molecular function (GO): saccharopine dehydrogenase activity
Source: RefSeq, a predicted model, not a curated record
AUGGGAAAGCGCGAGCAGGCCAGUGACUCGGCCUCCCUAAUAGUGUCAGAGGCAGAGGAUCCCAGGAGAGAGUGGGGAGCCAGCCAGGCAGACACAGCCAAGCGUCAUGGCCAUCCGGCGCGAGGACAUCGACGUGUGGGAGAGACGGGCGCCCCUAGCUCCACGCCACGUCAAGGAGAUCGUCCAUGCUGGACACACGGUCCUCGUCCAGCCCUCCAACAGAAGAGCCAUCCACGAGAAUCGGGGGCCAUCAUUUCCGAGGACAUUUCCGAGGCCUCGUUGAUCAUUGGGGUCAAGAGGCCUCCGGAAGAGAGAAUCUAUCCCAGAAAGACCUACGCUUUCUUCUCUCACACCAUCACACAGGAAGCUAACAUGGGACUACUGGAUGACCUGCUCAAAAAGGAAGUGCGUCUCAUCGACUAUGAGAAGAUGGUGGAUGCCAACGGCUUCCGUAUUGUGGCAUUCAGACAGUGGGCUGGUGUUGCAGGAAUGAUAAAUAUUUUGCACGGUUUGGGACUUCGUUUUCUGGCAUUGGGACACCACACUCCUUUUAUGCUCAUCGGCAUGGCCCAGAACUACAGGAAUGUCAGCCAGGCCAUCCAGGCAGUGCGGGAUUGUGGGUAUGAGAUCUCCAUGGGCCUCAUGCCCAGGUCUAACGGCCCGCUGACGUUUGUCUUUACUGGCACAGGCAACGUCUCCAAGGGUGCACAAUAUAUGAUCAAUGAGCUUCCUGUACAAUAUGUGGAGCCUCACAAACUAAAACACGUGUCUCAAACUGGGGACAUGUCCCGAGUGUACGCCACCGUUCUGAGUCGUCACCACCACCUGAUUAGGAAAAGCGAUGGUGUUUACGAUUCCCUGGAGUACGAGUAUCACCCGAAAAUGUACACAUCACACUUCAGAACCAGCGUUGCGCCUUACACCACUUGCCUAAUCAACGGCAUCUACUGGGACCCUCAGACGCCACGGCUCCUGAGGCGGCUGGAUGCCCAGAGGCUCCUGAGGCACGUCAAGCCCUCAGCCGCUGCUACCGAGGGAUGGCCAGAGCUACCCCACAAUUGCCAGCGAUGGCCACUUGGAAUGGUAAUUCUGUUCUUUGCUGAAUUAAUAUGUGCUUCCCGGCUCUGUCUUACUCAGCUGCUCUCGGAUGCCACCAGGCCCGUUGAAGAAGAGGACUUCUCACCUCAAGUCAGAGAUGCUGUGAUAACGUCAAACGGAAAGCUUACUCCAAAGUUUGAAUACAUUGAAGAACUUCGUGAACGUAGUGAGCAAGCAAAGAUCAUGAAGAAGAGUGGAAUGAAACGAGUGCUACUACUGGGCUCAGGUUAUGUGUCGGGCCCUGUCAUCGAGUACCUCACCCGGGACAUAGGGACUCAAGUCACUGUAGCAUCAGUGUUGUUGACCCAGGGAGAGGAGUUGGCAGGGAAAUACCCCAACACCAUCCCAGUCAUGCUGGAUGUCACCAGUCAGGAGGGCCAGUUGGAGUCCCUGGUCAAAGACCAUGACUUAGUCAUUAGUAUGCUGCCGUAUGGGUAUCACCCUGUGAUCGCCAAGCACUGCAUCAACAAGAAGGUGAACAUGGUGACUGCCAGCUACCUGAGUCCAGCCAUGAAGGACCUCCAACAGAGUGCUGAGGAAGCUGGCAUCACCAUAGUAAAUGAGAUGGGCCUGGACCCUGGCAUCGACCACAUGCUGGCUAUGGAGUGCAUCGACCAAGCCAAGGCGGACGGCUGCACUAUUGAGUCAUACAGUUCAUUCUGUGGUGGACUCCCUGCACCAGAGUGCUCAGACAAUCCUCUGCGCUACAAAUUCAGCUGGAGUCCUUACGGAGUCCUCCUCAAUACCAUCAGCCCUGCCAUCUUCCUCAAGGACAACAAGGUGGUGAGCAUCCCAGCGGGCGGAACUCUGAUGGAGUCUACGGCUCCCAUGGACUUCAUGCCUGGCUUCAACCUGGAGGGCUUCCCCAACCGCGACAGCACCAAAUACGCUGAGCAAUACGGCAUUGAGUCGGCCCACACACUCAUCAGAGGAACACUCCGCUUCAAGGGUUUCUCCAAGGCCAUGAGUGGCUUUGUGAAGUUGGGUCUGAUCAACACUGACCCCUGCCCCAUGGUAGAGCAUACCUCUGCUCCUGUCUCCUGGAAAGAGAUGCUGUGUAUACAGAUGGGCUUGCCCCUGUCUACCAAUGACGAGGCAUUUGAGGGAGCAGUCUAUGACCGCAUCGGCCAAGACGACUUCAAGAUGGAGACACUCAAAUGGUUUGGGAUGCUGAGUAAGGAGGCCGUCCCCCAUGCAGACACCAUGCUGGCUUCGCUGGCUAAGCACUUAGAGGCCAGGCUCUCCUUUGAUAAAGGCGAGCGGGACAUGAUCAUCAUGAGGAAUGACGUGGGCCUGCGCCACUCCACAGGCGAGCUUGAGACCAAGCACAUCAGCCUGGUGGUCUACGGGGACCCCGACGGCCACUCUGCUAUGGCCAAGACCGUGGGCUACCCCGCUGCCAUCGCUGCUCGCAUGGUGCUGGAUGGAGAAAUCAGUACAAAGGGACUGGUGGUGCCAAUGACUAAGGACAUCUAUGGACCGGCUCUGAAGAGACUGCAAGAGGAGGGCUUACAGUUCACUUCAAAAAGCACCAUCCAAGAGUAGUAACUCAUGUUACUUGUCUCAAUAGUGUAUAUUGACUUCCUUUCCUGGUGUCCUCUCCUUCAUCUACACUGAUCCAAAAAAGACCACACAGAUGAAGAAAUACAAUUCUAUUCUUCAAUUCAGUUGAAUUAUUUCAGUACAGUGCAGAUAAAGGAAAGGAGAUGAGGAAACGAGCUAGUUUAAACAAUUGAGAAAUAGUCGUAGACUCAACACCAAGACCGAUGGGAAAUACAGCCAAUCAGUAGCUGUGUACCAAGGCACAGAGAAACCAGUUGCAUCUCCAUAGUCCCAAGUUACUUCCUCUGUUUAUCACCAUCCCUUCAUCUGUGCUGAUCUGAAAAGGCAGGGUGGUGAAGGCAAUAUGGUAGAAAUCUCAGGAGGACAGGAGACAAGGAGAGGAAGCCUCAUUAGGCUAUUGAGUGAUGCACCCUGACUUUCUGCUUGUUUCAAAGGCAUUUCCUCAGAGCAUUGCCUGACCUCAACCAAUUUAUUGUUUCAACAUGUGGCAAAUAGAACAGUUAUGUUGCAGGUGAACAGUUUCCAAGCAACUGGGUUCUUUAAGGCUGUACAAUUCUUGACAUGGAGAACCACAAAACUUGCAGAGUGUCGUUAUUAUAACAUGAUGUGACAAUCCGAUAAUCUUUGCAGACCUGCUCACCCAAAGGGUCUUUCCUUGACCAGCUGCUGCACAGUUCCACAGGUUUUUACAUAUUGAUGUGGUUAUCUGAUCAUUGUUGAUGAUAACACUCAGACAAUCAAGAUGCUAGAAAUAUCAGUGAAUGUGUACAGUGCCUGCUCAAAAACAGACCAGUGAGUAAGUUGCAAGUGAAUAAUGUAUCUCACCACUGUCAUAUAAUACUAGCCUCGGCAACUUACUCAGAAGAACAUGUAGUUGUAGUAACUCAAGAGCCUCUGAACACUUUUUAAACGUACUGUAGGUUAAAGAAGGAUUUCUAAGCUUUGAGACAAUUGAGACAUGGAUUGUGUAUGUGUGCCAUUCAGAGGGUGAAUGGGCAAGACAACAGAUUUAAGUGCCUUUGAAUGUGGUAUGGUAGUAGGUGUAUAAUCUGGACAUAAAUGGUUUGCUUCAGAUACAUAAAUAGAUUCAGAUAUUUGAUCUUUAAAUAAGAGUCAACAUAAAUAAAUCGGUUUUGCUCUUAAAUAUAUCUGCACACUAUUUAGGAGUUGUACACAAAUACAGUAGGUCAAUUUCAAACUAUUGCCCCAAAAGUAGCCAUGGUAGGUUUUUGGGGGGUUUCUGUAUGAUGAGCUAAUGGUUGACCGGUGACGCAGGUCAUUGUGUAAAUUUUUUAAAACAAAAGUAUGUGGACACAUGCUCUUCAAACAUCUCAUUCCAAAAUCUGCCUAUGUUUGUCUAUGAAGAUUG